Closterium sp. Naga37s-1 is the source of this 966-nucleotide messenger RNA. Lineage: Eukaryota; Viridiplantae; Streptophyta; Zygnematophyceae; Desmidiales; Closteriaceae. The record is from the annotation of a GenBank genome assembly.
AUGGAGAUUAGAAGGUACCAGAAGACUGCGGGCCUCCUUACCCCCCUCUUCUCCCUCCCCCCCUCUUCCCCCUCCCCCCCUCUUCCCCCUCCCCCCCUCACCCUCCCCCCUUACUUCCAUCUAUUGCGUUCGCCUUAUCCCGCUCUCAGGAAUCAAGCGCAAGCCGCAACGCUACCGGCCGGGAACAGAAUCAAGCGCAAGCCGCACCGCUACCGGCCGGGAACAGUGGCACUGAUGGAGAUCAGGAGGUAUCAGAAGACCACAGACCUUCUCAUUCGCAAGCUGCCGUUCAUGCGACUUUGCAAUGGGGCUGCUCAAACCCGCACCAGUGGCCCUUCGGGAUGUGAGCUGGACUGCCAACCCCACUGCCCCAUCGCCCACUCUCCCUCAACCUUUCGCCCUUCCUGCGUGCCCCUCUCCUUCUUUCCUCCGUGCCCCUCUCCUUCUUUCCUCCGUGCCCCCUCUUCUCCCCACCGUCACCAGUGCAAGGAGAUCUCUCAGACGCUCACCACGAUGGAUGUGCGAUGGACUGCUGACGCCGAUGCCCUCCAAGGAGACAGCUCAGACUCUCACCACGAUGGGCGUGCGAUGGACUGUCCACUCUGCUGCCCCUUCUCCCUUUCUCCCAUUAUCCCCCACGAUUCCCUCCCCCAUUUCCCUCGCCCCAUCCUCCCCUCCCCUGCACCGUCACCAGUGCAAGGAGAUCUCUCAGAUGCUCACCACGAUGGACGUGCGAUGGACUGUCCUCCCAACCCCUUCUCCCACUCUCCUCCAACCUUCCCCCCCUCUUGCCUACGUCUCUCCUCUACUUCUCACCGUCACCAGUGCAAGGAGAUCUCUCAGACGCUCACCACGCUGGAUGUGCGAUGGACUGCUGACGCCGUGCUGGGGCUGCAAGAGGUGCGAAGGGUUGGUGCUAUGGAUCGCUUAGACGCUCACCACGAUGGACGUGCGAUGGACUUCUGA